AAGGUGAACCUGGAAAAGAUAAUGCAACACGAAAACGCAUACAUAAAUAUUUACCACAACCAUUUCAACUUAAAAUAGUUAUAACAGAUAAUUUUAAUAAACAAUCUUCAUUAAUUGUUGAACAAUUAAAUAAACUUCUUGAAUUUGAUACAUAUGAAUCAUUUUUGAAAUAUAAUCAAUCGUCAAUUAAUGAUUUAUUAGUAUUUAUUUAUGCUGAUGAUUGUGAGUAUGAUGAACGUAUGUUUAUGGCUAUUUAUUUAAAUACAGAAAAUCAACUUGUUAUUAAAUCAGGUCAUAUGUAUUCAAUAAUAUUAGAACGAAAAAAUAUUCGUACAAUGGAAUUUAAUGCAAAACAAGAUCAAACAACAGAAGUAUCAUUUGAUUCAAUUUAUUAUCAAUCUGGUAAACAAGAAAAAAAAGCAAUAGCUUUAUUUGAUUCACAGACUUAUAUGUUCUAUGCAAUUCGAUUAGAAAUAUCAACAAACACUUCAAAAACUGAAGAAACUGUGCUUUUACCAUUAGAAAAAAUCAAAUAA
Molecule: messenger RNA, 536 nt
Organism: Rotaria sordida
Lineage: Eukaryota; Metazoa; Rotifera; Eurotatoria; Philodinida; Philodinidae
Source: the annotation of a GenBank genome assembly